Messenger RNA from Eutrema salsugineum, 1761 nucleotides. Its product is annotated as sugar transporter ERD6. Bases 74 to 1594 code for a protein of 506 amino acids. Gene Ontology annotation, biological process: transmembrane transport; carbohydrate transport. Gene Ontology annotation, molecular function: sugar transmembrane transporter activity. Gene Ontology annotation, cellular component: membrane. The transcript is spliced from 18 exons. Lineage: Eukaryota; Viridiplantae; Streptophyta; Magnoliopsida; Brassicales; Brassicaceae. The record is from RefSeq and is a predicted model, not a curated record.
CUUUUGCAGUUUAACUAUAUUCUUAAAAAACACGAAAUAGUUGGAUCAUCGGAAGAAGAAAGGAAGAGUACUAAUGGAGAGACAGAAGAGUAUAAUGGAGAGACAGAAAAGCAUGGAAACCGGUUUACUCAGGAAGAGUCUUAGCAUAAGAGAAAGGAAAUACCCAAAUGAGGACGGUUAUCUUGAAACCGGUUUAUCAUCAAAGCGACAUCCAAACCAUAAAGAAUCGAAGAAAUAUCAAAAUGAAGAUGGUGAAUGUUCUGUUACAACUUCUGUUUGCCUUAUCACCUUUGUCGUCGUCACUGGCUCUUUCUGCGUUGGCUGUGGUAUAGGUUAUUCAUCAGUUGCCCAACAUGGAAUUAUCAGUGAAUUAUCUCUCUCCGUUGCAGAAUAUUCAAUGUUCGGGUCAAUGUUAACAUUAGGAGGACUCAUUGGUGCAGUAUUUAGCGGUAAAAUCUCUGACGUUUUGGGAAGAAAACGGACAAUGUUUUUUUCCGAAGUCUUCUGCGCAACAGGCUGGCUCUGUAUUGCACUGGCUCAGGAUGCACUGUGGCUAGAUUGUGGGAGAUUACUACUUGGAAUCGGCGUUGGUAUCUUUAGCUACGUGAUUCCCGUGUAUAUCGCGGAAAUAGCACCAAAACAUGUUCGAGGAUCGUUCGUUUUUGCUAAUCAGUUGAUGCAAAAUUGCGGGCUUUCACUUUUUUUCAUCAUUGGAAACUUUAUUUCGUGGAGAAUACUAUCUUUUAUUGGUUUGGUUCCAUGUGUUCUUCACGUUGUUUGUCUAUUCUUCAUUCCUGAGUCUCCACGAUGGCUGGCAAAAUGUGGUCGUGAUAAAGAAUGCAGAGCUGCCCUACAACACCUUAGAGGCCAUGACGUAGAUAUUUCACAUGAAGCUAAUACAAUUAGAGAUACGAUGGAAUUUACCAAACAAAGCAGUGAAACUACAAUUAUGGAACUGUUUCAGAAACGAUAUAUAAUUCCGUUAAUUAUCGGAGUCGGCUUGAUGCUCUUGCAACAAUUGUCCGGUAGUUCGGGAGUUAUCUAUUAUGCUAGUAGCCUUUUUGAAAAAGGAGGUUUCCCUAGCGCUAUUGGCACAUCUGUAAUGGCCACAAUCAUGAUACCAAAAGCGAUGAUUGGAACAAUAAUUGUCGAUAAAAUGGGAAGAAGAACUCUCCUCAUGGCUUCUUGUUCUGGAAUGGGCUUGUUUGCUUUGCUCUUAAGUGUUUCCUACAGUUUUCAGUCAUUCGGUAUUCUACCAGAACUCACUCCAAUUUUCAUCUUCAUCAGCGUACUGGGUUACGUUAUAUCAUAUGCUCUUGGAAUGGGAGGACUACCAUGGAUUAUAAUGUCUGAGAUAUUUCCAAUGAACGUAAAAGUUUCAGCUGGAACUUUAGUAACCGUCACAAACUGGGCAGGUGGUUGGGUUAUCACUUUCACCUUUAAUUUUCUAAUGCAAUGGAAUGCAGCAGGAACAUUUGUAAUUUUCUCCACCGUCUCGGCAGUGUCGAUUCUGUUUAUCUAUUUCUUAGUGCCUGAGACGAAAGGGAGGUCACUCGAAGAAAUUCAAACAUUGCUUUCCAAUUCUGCCCAUUAAUAUCAAAUUAGCAUUAUAUUUCUUGUUGCAAAAAGAGAAAAACAAAAAAAAGAAAAGAAAUAUAAAGUACGUAUGUUCAUGUGAGUUUGGAUGUCUUUGGUGAUGAGAUGGAAUUUCUAGUUGGAACAUAAAACAACAUUCCCUUAAUUGGAAAACUAAAUUAUGUA